GGGGCGGGGCGGCCGGGAGGCCGGGGCGGGGCCACGCUCGAGCUCAGCGUCCCGCUCCCAUGGCCGCCCCCGGCUCCCUGCGCUGCCCCCUCUCCCCCGGGCCGCGCCCCGGGGCCCCGCACUGACGGCCCAUGGCGCCGCCCGCCGCCCGCCUCGCCCUGCUCUCCGCCGCCGCGCUCACGCUGGCCGCCCGGCCCGCGCCCAGCCCCGGCCUCGGCCCCGGUCCCGAAUGUUUCACAGCCAACGGUGCAGAUUAUAGGGGAACACAGAACUGGACAGCACUGCAAGGCGGGAAGCCAUGUCUGUUCUGGAACGAGACUUUCCAGCAUCCAUACAACACUCUGAAAUACCCCAACGGGGAGGGGGGCCUGGGUGAGCAUAACUACUGCAGAAACCCAGACAGUGAUGUGAGCCCCUGGUGCUACGUGGCAGAGCACGAGGAUGGCGUCUACUGGAAGUACUGUGACAUCCCCACCUGCCAGAUGCCUGGAAACCUUGGCUGCUAUAAGGAUCAUGGAAACCCACCUCCUCUAACUGGUGCCAGUAAAACGUCUAACAAGCUUACCAUACAAACCUGCAUCAGUUUUUGUCGGAGUCAAAGGUUCAAGUUUGCUGGGAUGGAGUCAAGCUAUGCUUGCUUCUGUGGAAACAAUCCUGAUUACUGGAAGUACGGGGAGGCAGCCAGUACCGAGUGCAACAGUGUCUGCUUCGGGGAUCACUCCCAGCCCUGUGGGGGCGAUGGCAGGAUCAUCGUCUUUGACACUCUGGUCGGCGCCUGCGGUGGGAAUUACUCGGCCAGGACUUCUGUGGUCUAUUCCCCGGACUUUCCCGAUGCGUACGCAACAGGGAGGGUCUGCUACUGGACCAUCCGGGUCCCGGGAGCCUCCCACAUCCACUUCAGCUUCACCUUGUUUGACAUCCGGGAUUCCGCAGACAUGGUGGAGCUGCUGGACGGCUACACCCACCGCGUCCUGGUCCGUUUCAACGGGAGGAAUCGCCCACCGUCAUCCUUUAACAUCUCUCUGGACUUUGUCAUUUUGUAUUUCUUCUCUGAUCGCAUCAAUCAGGCCCAGGGAUUUGCUGUCUUAUACCAAGCCGUCAAGGAAGACCCACCACAGGAGAGGCCCACUGCCAACCAGACGCUGGCUGAGGUGAUCACGGAGCAGGCCAACCUCAGCGUCAGCGCUGCCCGGUCCUCCAAAGUCCUCUACGUCAUCACCACCAGCCCCAGCCACCCAUCCCAGACCGUGCCAGGUAGAUGGACAGUGUAUGGCCUGGCAACGCUCCUCAUCCUCACAGUCACAGCCAUCAUAGCAAAGAUGCUUCUGCACAUCACCUUCAAAUCCCAUCGAGUUCCUGCCUCGGGGGACCUUAGGGACUGUCAUCAACCAGGGACGUCGGGGGAAAUCUGGAGCAUUUUUUAUCAGCCUUCCACUUCAAUUUCCAUCUUUAAGAAGAAGCUCAAGGGUCAGAGUCAACAAGAUGACCGUAAUCCUCUUGUGAGUGACUAAAAGCUCCCCUCUCCGUGCCCAGGACACGAGAUCCCUCUGAGCUCGAGGACCCUGGGGACCACCUCUCCCGUGGUUUCCUUUGACCGACCCUUCCCUGCCUCUCCCUCGGCCUCUUUUGGGGCACCAGCCACAGGGGCAGCAUAGCCUGGAUUCGACCUGCUUCAUCACUGCACUUAGGAGAGAGAGUGAAAGUCCCAGCGUCGUGCUUCCUGCAUCUCUCUCUCUCUCUCUCUCUGAUCUAGGAGCGGGGGGUCGGGACAGUGGGGUGAGAUGAUAGGGGUGGGUGUGUCCAGCACUGGGCUCAGGUACGUUCUAGACAACUGUCAGGUAUUGGUUAGGUAGCGCUUCUUCUCAGUUUUGUCCACACGCAGAUUGCUUUUCCUGGUCUUUAUGGUUUGAAACAGGCCAGGCAGAGAGAGUUCUGAGGCUCUCCCGGGGGUUGGCCUGGUCCUGUACUCUGGGCAUUAGCUCCCCAAAGUGUGACGGAGGCCUGUGCUCCAUGCUAACUCUGGGGCUUUGCUCUCUGGUUGAGGACGGGCUGCCUCCAGCCUGGGAGGCCCUGUCACGUCAAACCUGACACCUCCACACUCGGGCUUCUUCCUGUGGCUUCUUUCUGCAGCCUGUUGACCAGCAGACAAGUUUGAGGGGUGGUCAUAGGAAACAUCCAUUGGUUUCUUCAUGCAGCAGACCCUCCCGAAAGCUUUUCGAGGCGCUCAGUAGAUCCUUGCUGGGCUGGGUUUGGUGGCCUCGCCCCCGAGCAGCUCGUGGUGCCGUGGAGCCUGAACCAGGCCCUAUCUCGAGAUUCCUAAGCUGACUCUCAGUUCAGAACAGGGGGUGUAAACAUGGUUGAGCAUCCAGGAAGCAUAGUGUGACACAGGGUGCCAGCAGUCUCUCCUUUUACAUGUCCCUCAUUUUAAAAGAGGAUGAAAAAUUCCCCACGGCCUGUGCUCUCUGCAGCCUCCGUGCCCCUGCUUGUGGGGACAGGGUGGGCUCUGGAAUGGCUCAGUGGGGAAGGAGAGGGCUCUUGUCCCUGGUCCCACAACCCUGCCGCCAGACGGGAAGGGGAGCCGCAGAGAGCAGCAUGCAGGGUGGGGAGGGAGGGCGUGGGGACCGGAGCCCCUCGGAGGAAAGGCCUCCACGGACUGAGAGCUGCACGGCCAUGGGCAGCUGGAGUCAGUGCCAUCCCGUCCAGAAGCCCUGCCGUCCGAGAGCAGCCUUGGCCACAGCAGCCGGGAGAGCACCUGGGCCUCCGAAGGCAGGGCCUGGCUUCUGUCAGAGCGCGGCUCUCCGGCAGGCACUCAGGCCAUGGGCCUCGGUGUGCCUCUGGCCUCACAGGUUCCUUGUUUGGGGCACUUCGACCCCAUCCCCGAGCCCCUGAGCUACUGCCCACUGAGGCCUUCCCUAGGGGUCUGCCACGCUGGCAGCCAUUUGCACCCCGUUCCCAGAAAGAGGGUGCAUGGGGCCAGCUGGGAGGUGACACCGGCAACCAGGAGAGACACUGGGAGCUGGCAGGGAGAGGGGUGUUCAGAGGGGAAAGUGUGUGUCCACAGGAGGGCCAACGUGCUGUCCCAGUCACUGGGUAAGGCUUUGAUCUGAAAAGGGCGGUGACCCCCUGGAGCAGCUGUCUGCCGGCCCCGGUAUCUGGAGACAGGCCUGCUGCAUGCAAGGACCACUGGAAUAUACUGACGUGUGCAGUCUCCCCUCCAAGAUAUUCCUGGCCUUCAUGGAAUCUCCUCUCAAACACAAGUGUCAGGUGUGUGUGGUCGCAGAGGGCCCUGUGCUGUGAAUAAGUCCAUGAGCAGCACAGAGGGAAUGUGGAAUCCUGCCUGGGAGGGCGCCACCCGGCCAGGGGCAGUUGCUCACAGCCGUGGGCUCCCUCUGAUCACUGGCCUUGGUGCGUCCUGUGGGCUCGCCUGCCCUCUUCACACUUCGUGACUUCAGGUCACAGUGUGUCUGAGCAGCUGGCACAGCCCUUUCUCAGAGAUCCCAGAAGAGCUGUGACCCCAGUGCUGUCCUUCCUGCCACCCUGGGCACAGCCCAGCACUUCAGGAUGCACUUACCGUCCCAGGAGCAGCCCCGGAAAACCCACACCGGCCUCAGGACGGGGUGGGUGGUGGGGGGAGCAGAAAGGGCCAUAAAUUGUCCCAGGCCCACCUCCAUAAAUGUGACCCGGCCACGACCUUGGCUGGAACCUGUCAGCCACACCCCUCCAGAGGGACCCCCGUGGCUGAGUAAACACCCGAGACAAAAAUUGUCCCAGAAGAGGGGAGGUGCACACCUGGGAGCACCAAAGGAGGAAGCACUUGGUCUGCUAAGAAACCACUUUAGAGGCCAGAAAGUGGGGGUUGGAGGAGACUAGAAAGGGUGGCCCUGAGAAAAGGGUGAGGCCUCCCCUUUCUGGGUGUGAGCGAGGUAACCAGGUUGCCGUAACUUCUGAAGUGUGGGCUGUGGCUCAAGACGCCAGUCAGCCAGGAACCCGCAAAGAUCAAAGCUCUCGCAAGCACAGCUGUCCAGGCCCUUAGGCCAAACCCGUGGGGCUGCGCGCCUGGACACGGCCCCACCCGCACGGCCCAUUGUCAGCCCCAGGCAGGAGUGGCCGACCUGCUCCGUGUCCGGCCAGGUCGUCCUGACACCAGCGGGGCAUGCAGCCCAUCACCAAGGCCCCGUGCGUCCUGGCACUUCCUCUUCCCGAGCACUUACAGAGGGACGGCCUCCAAGGUCCCGUCGCCUUGUGUGACGAUCACCCCAGGCCUCCCGCAAAGCCAGGCGGGCCCCCACUCUGUAGCCCAGUCACCUGCUGCCCUCUUGGGUUUCCAGUCUCCUCCUUGCUGUUUGAUGUCUGCUUUUGCUACCACCUUGGGAAUGUUUAACCUUUUGAUUGUUUCCUCUGGUGUCUUUGUUUACCUUCCUCACUGUUCUACCUCCUGGCCAGGGCUCUCAGCUUAGCUGCCCUGGCACGGGGUGUUUUCCAGACCUUCCAGCCGCAGCUGCCUUCCCUCAGGCUGGCUGGCUCGGGGGACAGGGCCUCACCCUCUGGCUGCAGACCCCAGGGGGCCCAUCUCCCUGGUUCCUGUCUUGCCAAGUUGAACAUACUCAACAAGGCAGCAGUGGGGUGUGGAGGAAAGUCUGAGGUCAAUCUGCUGCUUCAGAGAGGACGCGCUGUCAGGAGCACAUGGUUGGGAGGCUGCCGCCUCGGGGUCCACACAGCGCUAGGACCCGCCCACAUCGACUCACCUUCCCGCAGGAAUCCUGACUUUGGAUGACAAGGCUUUAUGUGUAAAUAUGCUCUUAAUAUGCAACUUUGAGAAUAAAAUAGAAACAUCAUGUAUUUUAAAAUAUAAGAUGAAGUGUGACGCACUGUAUACAAUUUAAUAUAUAUUUUUAGGAUUUUGUUAUUUAAGAAAAUGGAAUGUAAUGGUACUUAACUUUUACAAAAGAGAGAAAAAUGUUAUUUUUACCGUCUGGAGGAAAUAAAUAUUCUCAUUGUUGUAGAAACCGUGAUGGGCCGUAGGUCGUCAUGUUUACGGGGAGGCUUCCAGUCCCUGGGGCCAGGAAGGUGUCGUGCUGGGAGACCUGGGCUCUCCGCUUCGAUAUUCCCGUCAGCGUCUCCCAGUCGCUCAGCUCUCGUCACACCUCUGACCCACAGCCGAUCUCCGGCUGGUGAGGUCUGA
Messenger RNA from Hippopotamus amphibius kiboko, 5182 nucleotides. RefSeq names its product kringle containing transmembrane protein 1 (gene KREMEN1). Gene Ontology annotation, cellular component: plasma membrane. NCBI's taxonomy places the organism in Eukaryota, Metazoa, Chordata, Mammalia, Artiodactyla, Hippopotamidae. Gene Ontology annotation, biological process: Wnt signaling pathway; multicellular organism development. The transcript is spliced from 9 exons. Bases 132 to 1511 code for a protein of 459 amino acids. The record is from RefSeq and is a predicted model, not a curated record.